GACCUCAUCCAAGAACUUGGAGGCGCCGAAGCUCACAAUGUCUCGAAAUUUCUCUGACAUGGGCAACAAGAAAGAACAUGUUAAAAUCACAAGUGAGAGGAAGCCGGGGUUUCUGGAGCGCCUCAGUGAGACAUCUGGGGGGAUGCUCAUUGGGCUUGCCACUUUUGCAAUGUCUUUCUACAUUCUCUUUACCAAUGAGGGCCGAGCUUUGAAGACAGCCACCUCUCUUAAUGAAGGGCUUUCUCUGGUGGUCCCACUCGACAACAUCCAGAGUAUAUUACAAGAGAAUGACCAUAAACUCGUGCACCUGUCAGGCCCCCUUAGAACAUCAAAGCCUUUGUAUGAUCCCAGCUACGGGCUCUCCAUUCGCGCUGUCAAGCUUAAACGUCAUGUGGAAAUGUAUCAGUGGGUAGAAUAUGAAGAAUCCAAGGAUUAUGAAGAGAAUGGUGAGCUCAAGAAAGAAACAAGAUACUCAUACAAUAACGAAUGGAAAUCAGAAGUUGUGAACAGCAGAAACUUUGAUCGAGAAAUUGGCCAUAAAAACCCCAGUGCCAUGGCUGUUGAAUCUUUCACUGCAGUUGCUCCUGAUGUCCAAGUGGGCAGUUUUUUUCUUUCCAAAGGCCUCAUUGAGAAGAUCGAUAACUUCAAACAGAUGAGCUUGUCGAAACUGGAAGAUCCACAUGCUGAUGUGAUCCGCUCCGGGGAUUACUUCUUUCACAGUGAGAAUCCUCGACGUCCAGAAGUUGGAGACCUUCGUGUUUCCUUCUUUUAUUCGGGUUUGAGUGGAGACUCAUCCCACUUGGGGCCAGCAGAUAUGGUGACAAUAAUUGCUCGGCAACGAGGGGACCACUUGGUUUCAUACAAAACCAAAUCUGGGGAUGCUCUGGAGAUUCUUUAUCCUGAGGAGCUUUCCGCUGAGGAGGUGUUCCAGAAGGAGCAUGAGAGUAACAGCCUGAAGACCUGGGGUCUACGUGGAGCCGGCUGGCUAGCUAUGUUUGUUGGCAUCAACCUCAUGAUGAGAAUUUUUUACACCCUGGUGGAUUGGUUUCCAGUAGUCCGGGAGCUGGUUAACAUCGGCCUGAAAGCCUUUGCCUUUUGUGUGGCCACCUCGUUAUCCCUGCUGACUAUUUCAGUGGGGUGGUUCUUCUACCGGCCACUCUGGGCGAUCCUGAUUGGGUUGCUGGCUGCGGUUCCCAUUGUGAUUGCCAGGUCCAGAGUUCCACCCAAGAAGCAGCAGUAACAGGGCGAAGGACAUGGCCUCUCUUUGCGCCUGAAUCCCUUUGGAACUUUGACACAUCCAGAGCAUCCAUCCAGCUUGAACCCAUUAUCACUGUCCUCUGUGUGUGUGUGUGUUAAAAACAAAACUUGACAAUGC
Molecule: messenger RNA, 1375 nt
Organism: Euleptes europaea (tarantolino)
Lineage: Eukaryota; Metazoa; Chordata; Lepidosauria; Squamata; Sphaerodactylidae
Gene: TMEM43
Product: transmembrane protein 43
Exons: 12
Coding region: 38-1240 (400 amino acids)
Biological process (GO): nuclear membrane organization
Cellular component (GO): nuclear inner membrane
Source: RefSeq, a predicted model, not a curated record